Molecule: messenger RNA, 4468 nt
Organism: Numida meleagris (helmeted guineafowl)
Lineage: Eukaryota; Metazoa; Chordata; Aves; Galliformes; Numididae
Gene: LRRD1
Product: leucine rich repeats and death domain containing 1
Exons: 5
Coding region: 366-2960 (864 amino acids)
Molecular function (GO): protein binding
Source: RefSeq, a predicted model, not a curated record
CAACCGCUCCUCGGCGCGGAACGGAAGGCACAGUGGGUUGCGCGGCAACGGGCGGCCGCCCUGAGGGAGCGGGAUCCGCGCUCCGCCGGCUGCCGCGCCAGCUGAGGCGAGACGGAGGCAGGCGGGAGCGCCUCGAGAUCAGGGGCUGGUCCUGCCCGCGGCGCGGAGACGGCGGCUUUGGUCCUGAGGAGGAGGUCCUGAGGGAGCCCUUGGGGCGGGUCUGGGCUGCUGCUGCUUUAGUGACCGGGAAGAGUUCCUCUGGAAACACAGGGGGUUCCCCGUCGUUGGUAGCUUAGAUUGAGUAAGCUUUAGAAGUAGGGGGCAAAAAGGUAAGUCUGUCUGAGGGACUCGUGUUUGAAGAAACGAUGUCUCUGGAGAAGGAAGAAGAUGAUGUUCCAGGUGGUCUGAAUACAGAAGAACUGAAAAGCUUUCACGAUGCUGCUGAUGACAGCGCCAGGGAAGACUCGCUACAUUUAUCAGGGACUCCUGGUGGAGCAGCUGACCCAGCUGUGGAAAGUUUGGGUGAAAUUUCACAGGAAGGGCCUCAAGCAGAUCAGGAAAGCCAUAAAAAGACUGAAAACGUCUCAAGAAGUGAUUUACCUGAAAAAAGGCAUGAGUGUGAAUCCUCUACUGAGAUAAAUGCUUCCACGGUGCCUCAGGGUGUCUCUGAAACAGAUGUGAGAAAGGGCACUGGAGAGAGAAAGCAGGCGCUUGCAGGCGCUGUUAGAGGAGAUGCCAGACCAGUCUUGUCACUGUCAGCAGUGAAUGCUGAAAGUGCUGGAGCCGCAUCAGCAUUUUUGUUGUGUGAGGAAGAAAGGAGUUUCACACUUAGGCUGAGUGACAAAGGGUUCCAGGAUGUGCCUCUGACCACCCCCACAAGCCAAAACGUAAAAUCCCUGCUCUUACAGAACAAUGAAAUAAAAACGCUGCACUUAAAUACAGUUAACCUAACUAAUCUGGAGGUCCUGAUACUUGAAAGAAACAGACUGAUACUGCUGCCACCAGAAAUAUCAUUGCUUCAUAACCUAAGAGUGUUGAAUGUCAGUCACAACCAGUUAUCGUGCCUCCCUGAAGAACUGCCCAAGCUUGUAAAUAUUAAGAAGCUCUUUCUCAAUCACAACAACAUUGAUGAAUUUCCUUUUGCAUUGAAAAGCCUUGAAACAUUAGAGCUUGCUGGGAACAAGCUAAAAACUUUGCCAGAUGCCAUGGUUGACAUGAAAAACUUGAAGGUACUCAACAUCGAUUCCAAUCAGAUCUCGAUAUUUCCAAGGGUUCUCUGUUACCUUCCUAAUCUAGUAAAUCUCAGUUUAUGUGAGAACUUCAUUCAGAGUUUACCGAAGGAUAUUAAAGAGCUCAAGAAAUUAGAAGAGUUUUCAAUUAGUCACAAUAAGCUUAUAUUUUUGGCUGUGCAGCUUUUCCAGCUGACAAAACUGAAAGGACUCAGAGCUGAUGAUAACAAAUUAGAGUUUCUUUCAGAUAAAGUGGAGAAUUUAAGAGAACUUACAUUUCUGAACCUUUCAAAAAAUUUAUUCAAAAGCAUUACAGAUAAUGUUUGCAACUGUACUAUGUUGAACAGUCUUAUUCUAUGUGAUAAUCAGUUAACCCAGCUCCCUGCCAAUAUUCACAGACUUAAAAAUUUAAAGGAGCUUUCUUUAAGUGGGAAUCAUCUGAACUCACUGGAUGAACAAAUAUCACAUUUAAAAGACCUCUCCAAAAUAGAGCUUUCUGGAAAUGUAUUAACAUACAUCCCUGUUGAAUUAAAAAAUUGUAUACGGAUAACCAAAGCUGACUUCAGCAAUAAUAAGCUUGCUCAGUUUCCAAAUGCGGUGUGUGCACUAUUUGAUCUUAAAUACUUAAAUCUUAGUGGCAACUCUAUUUCAGAAUUAAUACCUGGAAUUUCUCAUAUUAAAGAUCUGGAGCACCUAGAAUUAAACAAGAAUAAACUGUCUUCAUUUUCUGCAUGCUUGUGCAGCCUCACAAAACUGGUUUACUUGGAUGUAAGUGAGAAUGAAAUCAAUAGCAUGCCAGCUGUGCUAUCUAAAAUGAAGGCUCUCCAGGUUCUCCUUCUACACCACAAUAAGUUUGACUCAUUUCCUGAAGAACUGUGUUCUUUAAAGGGUUUAAAAACACUCGACAUUUCAAAUAAUCAGAUAAAGACUAUUCCUUUAAAGAUUAGCAGUCUGGAAAUGAUUAAAGAGUUAAAUGUAUCGAACAACCAGUUUGCAUCUUUUCCUUCUGAAAUAUGUCAUCUUUCAUCACUGGAGAAAUUGACUGUGUGUCAAAUGAAUGGGUUGAAGUUAACUAAAAUUCCAGAGGAGCUUUCCAAACUGGUUUCCCUCAGGGAGCUUGACAUAUCUCAUAACGCGUUCAAGGAAAUGCCAGACAGCAUAGGGGAACUGAAGUAUCUGGUCCGUUUAAUUGCAAAUAAUAAUGAGAUCAGCCAGCUCCCCAGAUCUAUUACAUCACUAGGAAAUCUGCAGCACCUUGACGUGAGUGAAAAUCGGCUGAGAUAUUUGCCUGCUGGCCUCCGUCAUCUUUAUUUGCUGAAAGACAUAAACUUCAAUGGAAAUUCUCUGUUUGAACCACUACAAGACGUAUGUAAAGGAAAGCAGUUACAUCCCAUACUAUGCUAUCUGGAAAGUGCUGAUGAAAGAGAUGAGAGAGUACUGCGCAAGAUGAUAGAAAUGAUUGCUGGCAACGUUCCUUCUGAACAUUUUGAAUUCUUCUGCCAGAAACUACAACUUCGUCAGGCUGACAUCACGUCUCUGCAAAACACCAGGGCUCUUAAAUUGAAAGAGAAAAUCAUCAAAGCACUGGACGCUUGGAUCAGUGAAAACCAAGCCCUAACUUAUGGUGAAAUGAUAGAUAAAUUGAUCAGAAUACUGGUAAUGACAGGCAUGCAUUAUCUAACCAACAAAGCGAGAGCUUUAAAACUCUGUUCACGAUCGGUGACGUUCUAAACAUGCAAUGUACAAUCAGUAUUUAUGACAGGAACAGAGGUUUGUCUUGUCAUUCUUUCCCCCCCCCCCCCAUAAAUUCUUAACACUGAUCCUACCAUCAUGAGAGCUCGGCCUGUUUUUAGAGGUCACUCAUAAUCUUGGGUUUAUUUUUUAAAGAUUGCUUAUUUAAAAAAGAAUCAAAAAAUGCACUUCUUCAUUUCUAAAGUGAAGUACUUUGUUAAAAAGUGUAUGUCGAACCGACGAAAACUGCAGUAGACUCCUGUGAAUCAUCACGUCAAGUUAUUUUAUUCACUGCUGUGAUUUCCUUGUUUAAAUUCCUGAAUAGUGUUUAUGAGCGGAAAAAAAAAAAGUAUACGUUCAUGGUUUUAACGUGUUAUUCAGCAGAAAUUUCAGAGUGUUUUCUGAGGGUGUAUGAAAACAGAGGAGGCAUCCUGAAGAUGUACAGUGCGCUCCGAGCUCCAGCGGUGUGCCACUUUUCUAGCUUACCUGAAAGCAGCGCAUGCAGAGCAGGAAGAAACAUGGUGUUUCCCAGUGAGUGCAGCCUGUGGGAGGCUUGUGUUUGGAAACAGGGAACUGCCAGUGCAGGGUAAUAAACUGAGCUGUCUCGAUGGCAACAGUUACACUGCUGAAUAAAAGACAGCCGGAGCCUUAGCCCAAGCACUGAGCUGUCCUUACUACCUGGCUGGUGACGUGCUGUCUGCCCGUGCUCUGGACUGCGGCAGACACAGCUGGCCUCGUUUGCCUCAGAAAUGACUCCCAAAAAGCAGUGCAGAUGAUGAUACUGCAAGACAAUUGCAUCUUCUCACUCUGCACAGUGUUCCAUCACAGUCUCUGUAAGUCUUGCAAUCAUUAAUAUUCUCAUACUCCCUCAUCCGGCUCUGGGCCAUGCAAUACGUGUGCCGCAUUUGAAUUACAAAAGCAUUGUCCACGUGGCCUGAGACAGAUCUUACUGCUGAGAUUCAGUCUGGAAAAAAGAAGUACUACUUUACGGUCCCAGGGGUGCCUCAGGUACCUCAGGAGAGGCCUACUCGGUUCGAGCGCUACGUGAUGUGGACUCAGCCAGUCUGGUCUGGAAAGUGUUUGCACUCAGCACAGGGCAUGAAAUUCAGUCCACGUCACAUGGCCUCAACUCUGGAGAUCAGGACUUGGCCCUCCCUUUCUUACCUGUCAGCACAGAAAUAGAUGAUAAUGCUCUCAUGUUUGUAGGCACUGUAAUGUCUGCUGCUAUGCAGAUGGACUCCAAGGCCUGGAUGUCUCUCAGCGUGGCACUGUGAGAACCCAGACCGGGCUGGUUUCAGGCUGAGCUACGCUUAAAGGACAUACUGUGACAGCUGUGUCACAGACACACACCGGCCUACACCGCUUGGUUCGUGCUGCUCUGGAUGGCAACGAAGCCGUGUUAAUCAGGUUCAGAGGGGGCUAACAGGGCAAAUGUGAAGUCUGUGAGUGCGAUGUUCUCUGUCUUCACUGUAAUUCUGUACCUGCGUCGAUUAAAGGUGUUGGCUGAA